AUGAAACAACCGUCGGAAAAAUUGAAGUCCCUAUUGGAAGAUAGUAGAGAACCGCGAGUUUCGUCCUGUUAUCCGGAUCUUUUGAUGGUAUGCGUUUGCUUCUUUCCUUCAGAAAAAAUGAACAAUAUUCCUGAUAACCAGGGUGAUGAGUCGGCCUAUCAAGAUGCCGGCUAUUAUGGCACCAUCGACAGUUCACUAGCUGACACUGAUGCGGAUUAUUCGGCCGCAGACAUUGAACAGAGGUCGCCUCUUCGCGAACAAGAUCGUUUCUUGCCGAUUGCAAAUGUUUCCAAAAUAAUGAAAAGGGCAAUUCCUUCGAAUGGGAAGGUAGCUAAGGAUGCGAAGGAGUGUGUUCAGGAGUGUGUAUCAGAAUUCAUUAGCUUCAUUACGAGCGAAGCUGCUGAGCGCUGCCAGAAUGAGAAGCGAAAAACCAUCAACGGGGAGGAUCUCCUUUGGGCCAUGAAUGCUUUGGGCUUCGAGAACUAUGUCGAACCAUUGAAGACUUUCCUGGUGAAAUAUCGGGACGCCAUCAAGAUCGACUCAAGUAUUAUUAACUCCUCGGCUGAACUGGCAGCCACUCUACAACAGCAGCAGCAACAACAGCACCCUCACCACACCGGUACAGUGAUAGUCACAGCGUCGCCCAACCUGCUCAACACCGCAGCUGCGAUGACCCAACGCCAAGUGACCUUGAACGGCGCCUCCACAGUGCCAGCCACGACCAUCGAGGUGCAGGGAGCGGCGGGAACCGAGGUGAAGCAAGUUGUUGCGGCAACCCUUGAAGGGGGUGAACUGAAGCCGGGCGCUGCCGCUCCUGCUGGUGCUACAGCCGGUGCCCCCACCCACCUCACCAUGGCCUCCACCGCCACUGGGCAGACCUUCUUAGUCCCCUUCUCUGGUCAGGUGGCCAUUGUCAACGGCAACACUGUCGUCACGUCAGCGACAACCUAG
Echinococcus granulosus is the source of this 951-nucleotide messenger RNA. Its product is annotated as Nuclear transcription factor Y subunit beta. Gene Ontology annotation, cellular component: CCAAT-binding factor complex. Lineage: Eukaryota; Metazoa; Platyhelminthes; Cestoda; Cyclophyllidea; Taeniidae. The transcript has 6 exons. Gene Ontology annotation, molecular function: DNA-binding transcription activator activity, RNA polymerase II-specific; RNA polymerase II cis-regulatory region sequence-specific DNA binding; protein heterodimerization activity. Bases 1 to 951 code for a protein of 316 amino acids. Gene Ontology annotation, biological process: regulation of transcription by RNA polymerase II. The record is from RefSeq and is a predicted model, not a curated record.